UUGGAGGGCGCUGGGUGGGUGGUUCUCUGUGCGUCCGUGCGGCCCGGCGUCGCCUCGGCGGGGUCUGGCAGGGCGGCGGCCGGCACCGCGGGUGACAUGUGGCGGCGCGGCGCGGCUCCCUGGGCCCUGGAGGUGGCGGUGUUGGUGACAUCGGCCUGUCUCGCCGGUGUGUGGGGUGAUGAAUUUAGUGUCUUACGGUCACCUCAGUCAGUGGUGUUUCGAGACGGAAGUUGGCCAAUCCCUGGAGAGCGGAUUCCAGAUGUAGCUGCAUUAUCUAUGGGCUUUUCCGUUGAAGAUGACCUUUCUUGGCCUGGACUUGCAGUCGGUGAUUUGUUUCACAGACCACGAGCUACUGUGCUGGUGACAGUGAAAGGAGUAGACAAGCUGACAUUGCCUGUGAAAGGAGUUUCUUAUCCUAUUGAGAAUGCUGUUCCGUUCAGUCUUGACAGUGUUGCAAAUGCUAUUCAUUCUCUGUUCUCUGAGGAAACUCCUGUAGUCUUGCAGCUGGCCCCCAGUGAGGAAAGAGUGUACAUGGUGGGCAAGGCAAACUCUGUAUUUGAAGAUCUUUCUGUCACACUGCGCCAACUGCGAAACCGCUUAUUCCAGGAUAACUCCAUUCUCAGCUCUCUUCCUCUAAACUCCCUCAGCAGGAACAAUGAGGUUGACUUGCUUUUUUUGUCCGAACUACAAGUCCUACAUGAUAUUGCAAGUCUGUUGUCUCGACACAAGCACUUGGCCAAAGAUCACUCACCAGACCUGUAUUCUCUGGAACUGGCUGGCUUGGAAGAGAUUGGAAAACGGUAUGGGGAAGACUCUCAGCAAUUCAAGGAUGCUUCUCAAAUUCUUGCAGAUGCUUUGCAAAAGUUUGCAGAUGAGAUGUAUAAUCUCUAUAGUGGGAAUGCAGUAGUAGAAGUGGUGGCUGUAAAGACAUUUAAUUCUCCCCUCAUGAGGAAGACUCGCUCCAUUCUCCAGUCUUCACAGAGUGAUACAGAAAAUCCAUUUAACCUUGCCUAUCCGUAUAACUACGACUAUGCUGUAAUCUUCAACAUUAUUCUGUGGAUGAUGAUAGGUCUUGCUUUAGCUGUAAUAGUAAUCUCCUAUAACCUCUGGAAUAUGGAUCCUGGGUAUGACAGCAUUAUUUAUAGGAUGACAAACCAGAAGAUAAGAAUGGAUUAAACUAUGCUGUAUUCCAGCACAGGGAAAUGAAGAAGAGUAAGGUCUCCUUUAAAUUAUGUGAAAACAAAUAUUCUGACAUAGUUAAAUAUGGAAUUUUUUCAAAAGUGUAUUUAUUUUUAGGUGUCCUUUUUUCUUCUUUUUCUUUCUUUCUUUUCCUCUCAAGGCUAUUUUAAAGGUCAUUUGUAGCACCUGAUUGGAUUUGCAAUUUGAAACCCGCCUGUCUGAAAGGAAAACAAAUUAAUUGUUAUUAAGGUGACAUCAUUCCAUUUCUUUUAAUCAUGUUAUGUGAGUUUCAGAGAUGGCCUGUACUGCCUGUGACUGUGUGCAAAACAGAUGAACUGAAAUUAUGGUAGCAAGACAUUGCUUGAAAGUUUUACACUGGAGGAUUAGAAAUUAUAGCUAAACUGUUGUGUUGUAUAUUAUGAAUCAGUUGUAAAUGUUUGAUGUAAAUAUUUAUAAUGGCUGUAUGUACCUUUUGGGAGGAUAGUUAUUGCUCUUUAGUAAAAUACUAAAUAUAGAAAUAUUUCUACAAGACUAGCAUUCUAGCUGCACAAAGGGCAUUUUGACAUCAUGGUGGUGACUCAAAUAUGAACUGUAGCCAGAAGGAUAAUUUGCUUAAAACUGUAAUGACUUGGAGAUAAAUAACACUAGUGUGGCUGGCCUGUAUGGUGGAGAGUCUAUAAAUAUUGAAGUAGCACCAGUCUGAUUAUAGCUUAAUGUCAUGUAUGGUUAAAAGUUCCUACUAUGAUGCUUCAUAUUCCUUCCACUUGUGUUGAUGUUAUUAAAAAAAAUCAACAAAUCUUUUUGAUGGUAAGAAUGGACCAACACUUGAUUAAAUAUACCUGGAUUAUAGUCUUGUUGCAAUAACUCAAUAAAACAAAGAAUAGUGGUUCUUGAAUGUAUUUAUUCUUCUGGUGUCAUAGGUGAAGGGCUAGCUCUGUGUAGAAUUAGCUCAACUGGAUAGAACAGGUGCAGGCAGCCUCCUGUUUCAGACUUGAGCCUGCUGUCAGAUACACUUUAGUUUUAAGUGUCUUUUCGAAACCAAAUGCUGGAAGGUCACCUUGUAGGGAUUAAUUUCCUUAAACUAAACUUCUAACAACUUUGUGGCUAUAAUUAAAAUAAGCAGUUAAUCUCUAGGUUGAAUCUUGUAUACAGUUUUCAGAAACUCUCAUUUGCUCCUAUAAAGUUCUUCUAAACUGCAGUAACAGGAGUGGAAGAUCCUGUUUCAUCUUGUCAUCCUCUAAAAUGCUUAACUUUCCCUAUUGUUAAGAGAGACUUGUUCUAGUAUCAGAAAAGAUCUGCUCAGCAAAUUAACUUGUCUUGCUUACUGCACUUGUCAGAUUUGGAGGGACUGAAAUUACAUACAUGUCUGUCUUGCAGACCUUGGACAACGCUUUGUGUUGAGUUGAGUAACAUGCUGCAGUCCUGCCCAAGUGUAGGGAAUCUGGUGUAGUAUUUUUGCAUUAAUUUAAAGUUAACCUUUAAAACCAGAUGAAGUUUAACUGCAUAAUUUAAAAACAGCAUCAAUAGAUAUAAAGGAAAAGUUCACUGCAAGAUUUUCUGGACAAUUUUAACUUGAUAAGAAUGUGUAGCAUAAUUACUGAACAUCCUGUAACAUACUUGCAUUGUCUUGGUAAGCAUCUGAAAGUUGUACAACUUUAUUAUGAAAAUAAUUGAAAUACUGUCCUACGAUCCUAUUUAAUGGGCAGUGAGCCCUAGUGUUUUAAGUAAACUAUAAUGUGGUCAUCUGUA
Molecule: messenger RNA, 2928 nt
Organism: Rhea pennata
Lineage: Eukaryota; Metazoa; Chordata; Aves; Rheiformes; Rheidae
Gene: ATP6AP2
Product: ATPase H+ transporting accessory protein 2
Exons: 9
Coding region: 97-1176 (359 amino acids)
Biological process (GO): positive regulation of Wnt signaling pathway
Cellular component (GO): external side of plasma membrane; membrane
Molecular function (GO): signaling receptor activity
Source: RefSeq, a predicted model, not a curated record